This is a messenger RNA of Cherax quadricarinatus, 1756 nucleotides long. Lineage: Eukaryota; Metazoa; Arthropoda; Malacostraca; Decapoda; Parastacidae. The record is from RefSeq and is a predicted model, not a curated record.
UAACUAUAUGUACUCUUAAUUUCAAAAUAAAGAUGUAUUUGAAAUUUUUAUCUAUUUAUACAACAUCAGAAUACGAGGUUUUAUCAAAACGUUCCCGUGCUCAAAUUCUCGCUCGUUUCCUGAGUGAAAUUUGCCAGCGGCGUAGAUCGGGUUGCACAAUACACUCCUUUGUGAAGCAGCGUGGCGAGUUUCAGUGCGGUCGGUCAUUCCGUUGAAAUUUAAUGGUCAUUUUUUGUCGUCUGCUCAGUACGUUGUUUUGAUUUUUUGCGUAUGUUUGUGAAAUUCUGUGUUAAGAUGGUCAAUAAGUAUUUGUUGACUAAGCGAUGGGUCGGACUCAUUGUUUUGAAUGAUUUUUUUUCGAUUCAGAGGAGGAGGAACGUUAGUUGAAGAUGAUGAAUGUUCUGCUUGUCCAUCAACAUUACCAAGCAUCAACAUUGAAAAAAUGAAGAGGGUUAUUCAUGAAGAUCGUCGUCAGAGUUACCAGGACAUUGCAAGUGCUGUGGAAAUUUCUUACUGGUCGUCUCAAGACUACAUCUCUCACCCUCCCAACUCCCCAGAUGUAAUAUUCGUGACUUCUUUCUGUUCCCAUAAUGUAACUGGCUCUCAAGGAAAGAAUUUUAACUGCUUGGUGAAGAUUCAAGCAGAAUCACAUGCCGUGUUAAAUUCCGUCACGAAAGAAGAGUUCCAGAAAAGUUUCGAGAAGUGGCAGAGGCGGUGAGAGCAGUGUAUGACCUCCCAAGGUAAGUACUUCCAGGGAGACAACUUCAACUGGAUAAACUGGAUAAACCUAAAUAUUUUUUUUUGCGGGAUUACAGGAACCUAUAACACCUAAUUUGUUUCUGUCAUUUGAUUUUAAGUAUAAAUGUAUGGUGAUCUCCGUAUUACCAUAGCAUAAAUAUGUACUUUGGUACAUAUUUAUGCUAUAGUAAUACGUAAAUAGUGGAGACAGGACAGUCACAGUUCUAUGUGCCACCUCAGGUCUGACUGACAGAACGUACUGGAAUGACGGGAGUGACUAAGACAGUGAGGGGGACUGGCGCACUUCCUCGGGUCUGUCUAUACCCAUGGGUACACCAUUCUGGAAGGCGGAUACUGAGUUCCAGGAGCCAAAUAACGAUAACGAUGAUGAAAAUUGCUUGGAGAUGCCCAGUGUAUAUUUGUUUUACGUGAAUGAUGCAAACUGCUCUAGUCUGUUGUCGCUAAUAUGUGAACAACCACCACAAGAUACUGCAAGUAAUUAUUAUUUUAUGAAUCGUGAUCUAUAUAUGAAAAAAUAUUGUACAUGUAACAAAAAGAGUAAAGUCGUCUACUGUUAAUCUGUAUAUAAGACCACAACAUGACAGCAGUAGCACCAGUGGCAGAGGUGCAGGAGUGUCCCUCCUUCUUCGUGAGUGUGGGCGGCCUCUGUCUCUUUUUCAUGACGUGGGUGGAAGAGUCGUGGGAGGAGUCACGUCAGACUUGUCAUGACAUGUCAGGGGAGCUGGCUGCUGUUACUGACAUUGAACAACUGAGAGCUAUAUACCUGUACAUGCACCAGGAAGGGAUCGCUGGUCAUUCCUUCUGGCUGGGAGGCUCCGACGCGGCCCAGGAGGGCGUCUGGUUGUGGACCGAGGGUCAACGCGUCCCUAUGGAAGAGGAUGAAUUAAGAUUAAACAAGUUAAUCUCUGUCAUGAGCAAGAUGAAAAACAUUAAAGAGGAUGAAUUAAGAUUAAACAAGUUAAUCUCUGUCAUGAGCAAGAUGAAAAACAUUAGUUAG